Messenger RNA from Styela clava, 1829 nucleotides. Its product is annotated as N(6)-adenine-specific methyltransferase METTL4-like. Gene Ontology annotation, molecular function: methyltransferase activity. The record is from RefSeq and is a predicted model, not a curated record. Lineage: Eukaryota; Metazoa; Chordata; Ascidiacea; Stolidobranchia; Styelidae. Gene Ontology annotation, cellular component: nucleus.
GUAAACUUUAAACUGGUUCAACACAGUCCCGAGAAACGCCAGUUCCUAAUUCUGAUAUUUGAAUCGCCACUUCGUAUAUCAUUAAUAAUAGGCGCCUAUAAAUUAAGAACUAUAACCACUACGUGCUAAUCUCCUCAACAUGAAAAGCCGCUUAUGAUCAAUCCAACCGCUGGUGCAAGAGACUGAAUGAGCAAAACAUAAUGCAGUGGACAUUUGAGGUUUUUUCUUGGAAUAGGUACCGGUAUCAUUCGUGAUUGAAUGGUUAAUUAAUUGUUAUUCAAGAUGUCUAUUAUAAAGCACAAGGGGAAUGGAAUUUUAGUAGACCAUGGCAAGUUCACAAAAGAGAUAUAUCGAGGUUGCAGAGCACAGUCACAAAAUUCUAUUUCUAGUGAGUUCACACAUGUCAAGCUGACUUACAAGGACAUUUACUUUAAAAUACAAUCUCCACACCUCAGUCGAGAAAAAGACACACUUACCUCAAGGAGAUGCAAAAAGAGAAAACUGCCUGAAAACGAAGAAGAAGUGUCUGCAAAAAUGUAUCACUUAACAGUAUCACCAAUGUUGCAGGAGAUGACUAAAAACUUGGCAUUGGAACUUGCAAAUGAAAAUAAUUCAUUGUGUGAACAACAAUCCCAAAAAUUAUUGGAAGAUAUCAGUCCAAAAUGUACUAUAUGCUCUGAUCUGUGUAGAAACCUUUGCCUUUCAUCAAUCUUGAAAAAUGCGAGUAACAUAGCGAUCACUGGGAAUGAUCCGAUUCACUUGGCAAAAAAUGAUGUAGAUGGCAAAAUCGUCAAGUACAUUGGUGAAACACCGAGAACUAUAUGUGUCAGUAAUGAAGUGUACCUGCUCCCAACUCAGUGCACUUUUUUAUUGUCGGAGUUGGGAAAUAUGGAACCACUAACAAGACAUAGUAUGAAAUCUGGUGGUUUUAAUAUCAUUGUAAUUGACCCACCAUGGGAGAAUAAAUCUGCUAAAAGAGGCAGUAAAUAUCCAUGGUUGUCACUCAAGGAAAUAUUAAGUGUCCCUCUUGACAAGCUAAUGAAUGAGAACUGCCUUGUGUUUGUAUGGGUUACAAACAAACAGAAAUAUCAUAAAUUUAUCAGGAAUGAUCUAUUCCCAAAAUACAACAUCCACUUUACAUGUGAAUGGCACUGGGUUAAAGUGACCACUCAAGGUCAACCUGUGUUUGACUUUGAUUCUGUACAUAAGCGACCAUACGAAACUAUCAUUAUUGGACAGACAUGGAAACACAAGUGCAAUGAAAAACAUAUCGAGCCCACAGUAAUUACAAGUGUUCCAUGCACCAUACAUUCCCAUAAGCCACCACUUGAUAAGAUCAUUAGGACGUUAGUGACAGAUCUCCCUAACCCUAAAUGUCUAGAGCUUUUUGCUCGCAAUCUCCUGCCAAAAUGGACAAGUUGGGGUAAUGAGGUAUUAGAAAUGCAGCAUAUCAAACAUUUUCAAGCUAAAAACCAAAAUUAAAUCGAUGAUGCAGAUAUGAUAAUACAGUCUGGGUUUCUCUCUCAUACAAUAAUAGUAUACUCCACAUUGAUGAAGUUUCAUUAAGAAUUAUCACAGAUGUAGCAUUUAAAAUGUUAUACCACAGGUUGAUUUUCCUGCUCUACAGAGCUAUGACAAUUAAAUAAAUAUUCAAGUGUAUAUGAACUUUUUUUAUUAGGAGUCGCAUUCACAGUGUGUUUAUCCAAUAAUGCUAAAUUGUUAGAGAUUGUGAGAUUUUUUAUGUUUUAGAAUUUCUACUGCACUUAGAUUCAAAUUUCUAUUACAUGUAUCACACCAAUAAUGUUUUAUCAAGCUAUGACUGGCUUUGC